Molecule: messenger RNA, 1734 nt
Organism: Mesocricetus auratus (golden hamster)
Lineage: Eukaryota; Metazoa; Chordata; Mammalia; Rodentia; Cricetidae
Gene: Zmynd10
Product: zinc finger MYND-type containing 10
Exons: 12
Coding region: 116-1438 (440 amino acids)
Biological process (GO): outer dynein arm assembly; inner dynein arm assembly; motile cilium assembly
Cellular component (GO): cytoplasm; centriolar satellite
Source: RefSeq, a predicted model, not a curated record
CGCGCUUCAACGGCUCAGUAACUGUUGCGUUCCAGACUUUGGUCCCACCACUGGAGACUGUCAGUUUCUCCAAUUCCGACUGCUGCCCAAAGCCAAAGGAAUUCUGGCCCCCGGUAUGGGCGACCUGGAGCUGCUGCUGCCCGGGGAGGCUGAAGUGCUGGUGCGGGGCCUGUGCAGCUUCCAGCUCAGGGAGAUGGGAUCUGAAAGGUGGAGUAAGCAACAUGAGAACCUGGAGAAGCUGAACAUGCAAGCCAUCCUUGAUGCCACUGUCAGCCAGGGUGAGCCCAUCCAGGAACUGCUGGUCACCCAUGGGAAGAUCCCAACCCUGGUGGAAGAACUGAUUGCAGUGGAGAUGUGGAAACAGAGGGUGUUCCCGGUGCUGUGCAGGCUAGAGGACUUCAAGCCCCAUAAUACCUUCCCUAUCUACAUGGUGGUACACCAUGAGGCCUCCAUCAUCAAUCUUCUAGAGACAGUGUUCUUCCACAAGGAGGUGUGUGAGUCAGCGGAUGACAAGGUCUUGGACCUAGUGGACUAUUGCCACCGCAAGCUGAUAAUGCUUGUGGCCCGGACUAGCUGUGGGGACCCAUCUGAGGAAGAACAGUCCCAGGACAGUACCCCUAUGCAAGAGCUGCAGAAACAGGCCGAGAUGAUGGAAUUUGAGAUCUCACUGAAGGCCCUCUCGGUGCUUCGCUACAUCACCGACUGCGUGGACAGCCUUUCCCUGAGUACCUUGAACCGAAUGCUCAGUACUCACAACUUGCCCUGCCUUCUGGUGGAGCUGCUGGAGCAUAGUCCCUGGUGCCGGCGGGAAGGAGGCAAACUACAGCAGUUUGAGAAUGGCCGCUGGCAGACAGUGGCCCCCUCAGAACAGCAAAGACUAAGCAAGCUGGAUGGGCAAGUGUGGAUCACCCUGUAUAAUCUACUGCUCAGCCCUGAAGCCCAAGCCCGAUACUGCCUUACGAGCUUUGUUAAGGGACAGCUGCUCAAGCUUCAGGCCUUCCUCACGGACACACUUCUGGACCAGCUGCCCAACCUUGCAGACCUGAAGGGUUUCCUGGCCCACCUGGCUCUGGCUGAAACCCACCCCCCUAAGAAGGACCUAGUGUUGGAACAGAUCCCGGAAAUCUGGGAUCGGCUGGAGCGAGAGAACAAAGGUAAAUGGCAGGCUAUUGCCAAGCACCAGCUGCAGCAUGUAUUCAGCCCCUCAGAGCAGGACCUUCGCCGACAGGCACAGAGGUGGGCUGAAACCUACAGGCUGGAUGUCCUAGAGGCAAUAGCUCCAGAGAGACCCCGCUGUGCUUACUGCAAUUCAGAGGCCUCCAAGCGCUGCUCCAGAUGCCAGAGCGUGUGGUAUUGCUGCAGGGAUUGCCAAGUCAAGCAUUGGGAGAAGCACGGACAGACAUGUGUUCUAGCAGCCCAAGGUGACAGAGCCAAGUGAAGGCUGCAACUUCUGACGGCCGGAAUGUGACUCUGAGACUCAGGAGUUCUGCCUGGCCCCUCUCAGACCUCAAUUUCCCUAGUGGCGAGCACAGCUGAGUCAAGUAGAGCUGCAAACCACAAGCACCCGACAAGCACACAAGCAAAGACUCUUCACUUCCUGCCCCACCCCACGAAUAUGUAAGAAGAGAUCCAGGCCUCAGCAUCAGCAAACGGGCAGACGGGGGGGGGGGGCUACGCAAGGGCCGGAUGUAGAGACCCUUUUCCUUUAUCACAGUAAAGCGGACACGAAACGCA